Messenger RNA from Rhododendron vialii, 3053 nucleotides. RefSeq names its product cryptochrome-1-like. The coding region runs from base 515 to 2539 and encodes 674 amino acids. The transcript has 5 exons. Gene Ontology annotation, molecular function: FAD binding; DNA binding; blue light photoreceptor activity. Gene Ontology annotation, biological process: entrainment of circadian clock by photoperiod; circadian regulation of gene expression; blue light signaling pathway. Gene Ontology annotation, cellular component: nucleus; cytoplasm. Lineage: Eukaryota; Viridiplantae; Streptophyta; Magnoliopsida; Ericales; Ericaceae. The record is from RefSeq and is a predicted model, not a curated record.
GGAAGGUAGCUUGGGUGAGAUGUCUGCAGGGUUGCACAGGAUGACAAGAUAAGAAAAAGUAAAAAAUCUAGAAAAGAAAACUUGUGGCUGCAAAUUGCCUGCCUCAAUUUCUUUAUACCCACUCAGCUUCAUCCAAUCUCAAAAUUCCCCCCCUCUCUCUCUCUCUCUCUUCCCAUCAUCUGUGAAGAAAUCCUUCUGGUUGCCAACAAUAAAAAAAUCCCCAGAGAUUCUCAAGCUCUUUCUUACCCAGAAAAGUGAAAACCAUAGUGGAAAAUAGAUAAAAAAAAAAUCAUAAGAUUAGUUACAAUCUAUUGCUGUUGUCUAUGGUAUUGGAGAUUUUGGGCGAGAGAGAUUGUUCAAAUUUCAAAUUUUGGGUGUCCUGGCAUUUGGGUUUUGGAAACUUUGGGUGAAAGAUUGUUCAAAGUUCAAUUUUGGGUGUUUUGGGAUUUGGUUUUUUGAAAUUUUGUGAGAGAUUGUUCAUAAUUCAAAUUUGAGUGUUUUGGGAUUUGGGGAGAUGUCAAGUGGUGGGUGUACAGUAGUGUGGUUCAGGAGAGAUCUAAGGGUAGAAGAUAACCCAGCACUGGCGGCAGGAGUUAGGGCGGGGUCAGUGGUUGCAGUGUUCAUAUGGGCACCUGAAGAGGAAGGGCACUAUUACCCUGGUAGGGUUUCUAGGUGGUGGCUGAAGCACAGUUUGGCUCACCUUGAUUCCUCCUUGAGGAGCCUUGGUACCUCUCUCAUCACCAAGAGAUCCACUGAUUCUGUGGCUGCCCUUCUUGAUGUUGUCAAGGCUACUGGAGCAACUCAGCUUUUCUUCAACCACUUAUAUGACCCCUUGUCACUUAUUAGGGAUCACAGGGCAAAGGAGGCUUUAACUGCUGAAGGUAUAGCUGUGCGUUCCUUCAACGCGGACUUGCUUUACGAACCUUGGAAAGUUCACGAUGAAGAGGGUCGCCUGUUCACAACCUUUGCAGCUUUCUGGGACAGAUGCCUUACCAUGGCUUAUGAUCCUGAGUCUCCACUUCUCCCACCUAAGAGGAUAACCUCAGGUGAGGUGUUCAGAUGCCGUCCAGAUACACUAGUACUUGAGGAUGACUCAGAGAAAGGAAGCAAUGCACUUCUUGCUCGAGCAUGGUCUCCCGGGUGGAGCAAUGCCGACAAGGCACUUACUACCUUCAUUAAUGGCCCACUUAUCGAGUACUCCAAGAACAGUAGGAAGGCCGAUAGUGCCACAACCUCAUUCCUCUCUCCCCAUUUACAUUUUGGGGAGUUAAGCGUGCGGAAGGUUUAUCAUCUUGUUCGCAUUAAGCAAGUUCUAUGGGCCAAUGAAGGGAACAAAGCCGGUGAAGAGAGUGUUAACUUGUUCCUUAAGUCUAUCGGCUUGAGGGAAUACUCAAGGUACAUAAGUUUUAAUUACCCGCAUAGCCAUGAAAGGCCUCUUCUUGGUCACUUAAAGUUUUUCCCUUGGGUAGUUGAUGAGGGAUAUUUUAAGGCGUGGAGACAAGGUAGGACUGGUUAUCCGUUGGUGGAUGCGGGCAUGAGGGAGUUGUGGGCCACUGGAUGGCUACAUGAUAGGAUACGUGUUGUGGUGUCUAGUUUCUUUGUGAAGGUUUUGCAGCUUCCAUGGAUAUGGGGAAUGAAGUAUUUCUGGGAUACCCUUCUAGAUGCAGAUCUGGAGAGUGAUGCUCUUGGGUGGCAGUAUAUCUCUGGUACUAUCCCUGAUGGCCGUGAGUUAGAUCGUAUUGACAAUCCACAGUUUGAAGGUUACAAAUUUGACCCUAACGGAGAGUACGUGCGCCGGUGGCUACCCGAGCUUGCUAGACUUCCUACUGAAUGGAUUCACCACCCUUGGAAUGCACCGGAAUCCGUACUCGAAGCUGCUGGAAUCGAGCUAGGUUCCAACUACCCUCGUCCCAUUGUAGGAAUAGACGCAGCGAAAGCCCGGUUGGAAGAAGCACUUUUGGAGAUGUGGCAACUAGAAGCAGCUUCUAGAGCUGCUCUUGAAAACGGAACAGAAGAAGGGCUGGGAGACUCUGAGUCAAUGCCCAUUGCAUUUCCACCCGACAUACAUAUGGACAUGGACCAUGAACCUAUAACUACCAACCAUAAUACAGUUAGAAGGUAUGAGGAUCAAAUGGUCCCAACAUUGACUUCUUCUUUGUUGAGGGUUGAAGAGGAAGAAUCUUCUCUGGAUAUAAGGAAUUCCGUGGACAGUAGGGCAGAAGUGCCAACAAAUAUAAAUCAAGCACCAAGGAGGGAUGUAUUUGACCAAGGAGCAGUGCACACUGUCCAAAACAAUGUAAAUUUGACACAAAAUAUUAUGGUAGGGAUACGGAAUGCAGAAGAUUCCACUGCAGAAUCUUCUAGUAGUAGGAGAGAGAGGGACGGAGGUGUAGUUCCCGUGUGGUCUCCGUCUACUUCUAGUUACUCGGAGCAGUUUGGGGGCGAAGAAAAUGGUUCCGGAACUAGUUCAUCAUUUUUGCAAAGGCAUCCACGAUCUCAUGAACUCAUGAACUGGACGCGGCUUUCUCAAACUGGGUAAUGUUUCCACAAUACAAAGACCACAAGCUGAGAGUUGGAGCAAAUGCCGCGAAACCUGAUCUUAUACUGAUUGGGAUGGUGAUCUAUGCCAUAAUACAUCGAAAUCCGCCAUUCCAGAAGACUAACAGAGUGCCAGAUACCUCAGGUGUGAACUGUUUGAGCUACACUGGACCUGCCCACGUCACGUGACCAAUAGUUAGCUUUUCCAUUGUAAAUGGACUUGGAAUUGGUGCAGGUGCAUCUCUACCCUCAUCAUGUAUCCAGUGGAAUCGUGUCUAUAGCUCUGCUGUAUAGUAGAUGUUGUUCUCGUAAGGGGAGAAAAAAAAGUCAGAUUAUAUGCUUUUUCAUGUGGUUAAAUAACAAAAUCUGCAACCAUGUUCAUGUUAUGUUCUUGGCUGAUAUACGACAAAGUGUCAUGCUACAUUCAGAUUGUUUUUAAUGUUCGUAGAGGCGAGUAUCUCUAGUUCAGACUAGUUUGUGACAGUCUUGUAGCAAAUAAUUUCCUCUUUCAUACG